AGAAGCCGUCCCGCUCUCUCUCAUACACACUCACACGGAGUCACUUCUCGAGUGUCGCGCUCUUUUGUCACUUAUUAAAGUGAUCUCCGGUUGUCUUCAUUUUGACAGUCUGGUGGGAACAGCUCCAGUAGUGGUGUGUUGUGCCUCCUCGCUCGCUUGGUGGUCGCCAGGCGCCGAGUCGACGCCCGGCCGCGGGAUUUAAAAGUCGAAACCGAAGCCCGUCGGGUGACAGGGUGGAUAACAGUGACGAGGCGUCGGGAGCCACUUCUCAUUUAUGGGAUCACAGGUGUCGUCUUCCGCUAUGAGUGUCCGAAUGGGGAAGGUGAGCGACGAGCUCUUGCUUUCUCAGCCCCUGUGGGAGUACCUAAUGGCAGAGCCACGCCGCAUGGCGGAGUUCCAGAAGAAGCACGGGGUGUGUGCCGAACGCCUCCAAGACACUCAGGGCAGGUGCACCAUCCGAUUGCAGCUGGCCGAGGGCACCGGCGCCGUCACGACCGCAAUGCGUAAAGCCUUCAUGUCUCUGUGCCGGGCAGCACACAAAGACAUGACCAAGGAGACGGAACCGGGCAGGAAGCGCUCCCUGCGGCAGGCGCUGCAGUGUGUGGCGGGCAACGUGGCAGAUGAGCCGUGCUCGCGCAAGUCACAGAGGCAGAGGCUCCAGUCUGCGAACAUGGAGGCGCCAGAGGCCGGGAAGCAGGGCGACCCAGGGGUGGCAGUCGAGGCCGACUUCAGAGCCACAGGCAGCCCGGCUAACUACGAGGCGGACGGCGAGGACCCGAGCUGCUCCAUCUGCAUGGGAGAGAUGGUGGAGAGGGAGACGCUAGACAAGUGUGGCCAUUCCUUCUGCAAGGAGUGCCUGAAGCAAGCCUUCCAGGUCAAGCGGGCCUGUCCGGUGUGCCGGCUGGUCUAUGGGAAGCUGAUUGGCAAUCAGCCCGUCAAUGGGACAAUGAUGGUGGAGAGGUACCCCGAUCUGGAGCUGCCGGGAUACGAGGGACACGGCUGCAUCUGCAUUGUUUACAGCUUUCCACCUGGAAUUCAGGGGCCAGAGCAUGUCAACCCUGGGGUCUGCUAUCCUGGCACAAACCGAGUGGCAUACCUGCCGGACAACCGAGAAGGAAACCGCAUCCUGCACAUGCUGAGGAAGGCCUUUGACCAGCGGCUCAUCUUCACAAUUGGCACCUCCAUGACUACGGGCUUGAGCAACGUCAUCACUUGGAACGACAUCCACCACAAGACCAGCAUCUGGGGAGGACCGCGCCGCUUUGGAUACCCCGACCCGACUUACCUCGUCCGAGUGUCUCAAGAGCUACAGGAGAAGGGCAUCACUCCAGACUGACGCUGCCCUCUAGUGGCCACGGACGGACAGACUGGCUAACUGAUGGACCUGUUUGCAUCGGUCCACACCUCUUGAGGAGGCAGAGGGUGGCGGUGCCUGGUGGCACCACCGGCGGGGACUGUGGGGUGUGUUAAUUCAGUGCCUUACUAUGACAGGAGGAGUGUAUGGUGCAUCUGGAUGCCAGCUUGACCCACACCUGUCUCAGUCUGUCGCAUUGUCCCUUCUGCCCUGUCAUGCCCAUCAUCUGGAUAAGUUUACUGCGGCCUAGUGGCGCCCCCGGCUGGAGAAGACAGGUGUUGCACUUUGCCCAGCUGCCCGCCCUUUGAUGCCUCGAGAUUCUAUGCAGUUAAUUGCCCGUUGCACUCGACCUUCGUGAAGGUGAACUGGUUGUGUUUUUUCUCUUUUUCACGGUUUGUUGGCAGCAGGGAGUGAAGUGCAAUUGCCAGCGUGUGUUGUGUGUUUGUUUGGCGCGUUGCAUCCAAGUGUUCAAUAAAAGUUGCUCUUUUUGUGUA
Molecule: messenger RNA, 1848 nt
Organism: Polypterus senegalus (gray bichir)
Lineage: Eukaryota; Metazoa; Chordata; Cladistia; Polypteriformes; Polypteridae
Product: probable E3 ubiquitin-protein ligase DTX3
Exons: 5
Coding region: 275-1336 (353 amino acids)
Biological process (GO): Notch signaling pathway; protein ubiquitination
Source: RefSeq, a predicted model, not a curated record